CGCACCUUGACUAUGCAAUAAAGAUAUCAGACUGUAUCCAUUCAUUAGAUCUAUUCUCUGUCUCACUCUCCAAACUCUAGCUUUCUAGCUACAGUUCCCCUUCCGUAUCCACGCUGCCCUCCUUCCCUCACUCUGUCAUAUGAUGCCCACCACACCCCCCUCCCUCACGACACAUAUUGCCCAUACAACAACACUUUUCCAAGCUCUGCUCGCUACCCCUGUGUUUUUGACUCAGGGCUUCACGGUGCUAAGCGCUGUGUUCUGGAACUAUUACAUCCCCAUCGAAGAUGCAACGCGAGCGCUCUUUGUGACGCUGAUGGCGGGGCUGAUCGUGGGUAUUGUGCUUGUGCAGAGGAGGGCGAGCUUGCACGGGCAUGGUGGUGCUCAUAGCGAGUAUAUGGGCGGAGACCAUGCCGGGCUGUACUUAGAACUCAUCAAGAGCGUGGCAGCGACGGCGGUAUGGGUGUGGUUAUGUACAGAUGCGUGUGUGGCGCGGGACGCGAAUUAUGGGGACGUGUGGUAUCGAAGGGUGGUUACAACAGGGGGAAGUGCGGUGUUCUUGCUGUGAGUGUAUGCGUGGGUGCGAUGGGAAGGGGUGAGAUGAUGUUGUAGAGGCUGACGGACGGAAUAGAGUUGUGUUUUAUCCAAUGGUAGUACACGCGUGGGUGCACAGGGGACAGGAUUUGGAGAGGAAUAGGGAUGGAGAUUGUAGUGAGAGGGAGCCAUUGCUUAGAGAUGGGCGGUAGAGCAGGAGUGAAGCUAGGUAAAGAUCAUUUAGAUUCUCAAGGGAUAUUCAAAGGAACACUCGAGAGCUUAGAUAUAUUAAUGACAUGCA
Molecule: messenger RNA, 835 nt
Organism: Pseudovirgaria hyperparasitica
Lineage: Eukaryota; Fungi; Ascomycota; Dothideomycetes; Acrospermales; Acrospermaceae
Exons: 2
Coding region: 140-568 (142 amino acids)
Source: RefSeq, a predicted model, not a curated record